Messenger RNA from Nymphaea colorata (pocket water lily), 890 nucleotides. RefSeq lists its product as uncharacterized. The record is from RefSeq and is a predicted model, not a curated record. Bases 79 to 543 code for a protein of 154 amino acids. Lineage: Eukaryota; Viridiplantae; Streptophyta; Magnoliopsida; Nymphaeales; Nymphaeaceae. The transcript has a single exon.
CUGAACAUUCAUCUACUUCUUACACACAAUCAAAACGCAGAUCAAAGGCAAACAAGGAGAGGGCCUCUUGAGUUCUUCAUGGCCGCCCUCGUGUUGAGCGAGCAGAAAACGUUGAGCGACCUAAAGGCUGGUGGGGAGGUGGUUUAUGGGGCAGAAGAGUGCUACCGCCACUCCCUGGAGCUUCUGGAGGAGCUGGGGUUCCCUAAGGGAGUGCUUCCUCUCAAGAACUUGGAGGAGUGUGGGAGGGUCAGGGAGACGGGGUUUGUGUGGAUGAAGCAGAAGGAGCCGUAUGAGCACUACUUCAAAGGCACGAGCAGCAAGGUGAGCUACGCCACGGAGGUGACGGCGUACAUAGAGAAGCACAAGAUGAAGAAGAUGACGGGCGUGAAGACCAAGCAGAUCCUUCUAUGGAUUCCGCUGACGGAGAUGAGCAUCGACGACCCCACCAGCAAGAAGAUCUACUUCAAGACGUCGAUGGGGGUGGGGCGCUCUUUCCCCUUCUCUGCUUUCGACUGUGAGGAGGAGGAGAACGGAAAUCAGUGAGCCAAACCCACGGAUUGGUCUCCCUCGGAUCUCAUUGAGAUCACAUGAGUCGUACCAUAGAAUAAGCCUGUUUGAGUGCCACGUUAUCCAUCGUUGUCCUGCAUCCUACAUUCUGUAUGUCUUCUUCUUCGUCCAUUUUAUGCGUCGUCUUGUGGCCCUUAUGUUUGCUUACUUAUCAUUUGGUCAAGGAAUACCAGUUAAUGUAAAAGUCUGUUCUUUCUGCAAAAAUUAUUGAGAUAGACAAAGCUUGAUAACAACAGGGGAGUUCAGAGUUGUGAAAGGUGUUGCGAACUUGAGCAAUAUACCAUCUUGAAACCGGAACCUUCUAAUACUGUUAUCCCAUGGUA